AUGGAUUUCGUUGCUUUAGUCAGUGGAGGAAAAGAUAGCAUUUAUACAGCCUGUAAAUUAAUGGAUGAAGGUAACAAAUUAGUAGCACUAGUUCAUAUUUUUACCAUCGAAAAGUAUUCUGACUCAUAUAUGUAUCAGACCGUUGGAACAGAAGCGGCAAUACGUCUUGGUGAAUGCUUGAAUGUUCCAAUAUACUGUUUUAAAAGUAAAUGCAAAGCAGUAAACACAGACUUGGAAUAUUCAGAAUGCACAGAAGAUGAGGUUGAAGAUUUAUAUAAUGCAUUAAAGGCUGUUCUUGAGAAGCAUAGUUUUCAAGCGGUUUCAUCUGGUGCCAUACACUCAACAUAUCAGAAAAAUCGUGUAGAAAAUGUAUGUAAGAGACUUAAUCUGACAAGUCUUACUCCAUUAUGGAAAAGAGAUCAGAGGGAGCUUUUAAAGGAAAUGAUUGAUUAUGGAAUUGAUGCCAGGAUUAUUAAGAUUGCCAGUCCAUCAUUGAGUAAAAAGUGUUUAAAUGCAAAUUUGAGAGAAAUUAAGGAAUAUAUGGACAAUCAAAAAGUUAAAUAUGAGAUGAACUAUUGUGGAGAAGGUGGUGAAUUUGAAUCUCUAGUUCUUGAUUGUAGACAUUUUAAAAUGAAAAUGGUUGUUGGUUCAUAUGAAAUAUGCAGUCAUCCUGAUGAAAAAAACAGAGAUGAUGGUGUUUACUAUCUUACAUUACAUAAUUUAUCCGUUAUAGACAAGUAG
This is a messenger RNA of Vittaforma corneae ATCC 50505, 741 nucleotides long. RefSeq lists its product as uncharacterized. The transcript has a single exon. Gene Ontology annotation, molecular function: diphthine-ammonia ligase activity. The record is from RefSeq and is a predicted model, not a curated record. Gene Ontology annotation, biological process: protein histidyl modification to diphthamide. Lineage: Eukaryota; Fungi; Microsporidia; Nosematidae. The coding region runs from base 1 to 741 and encodes 246 amino acids.